UAGCCAAAUACUGAUAGUAAUGGUAAUAGCGACGAUAUGGAUGGCUCAAGUUUCUCAUCCUUCUAUUCAUCAUUUAUUAAAAUAACUGAUGGAUCUGACAGCCCACAAGAAACUGACAAGGAGUUCAAACAGGGCAAAUACAAAGAAAAAAGUGUUGUAAAGUUAAAGGAACAAGAAGAAAACGAUUCGCAACAUAGUAAACAAUAAUUCUUGCAUGUAGGAAAAUUAUAUAAAUUUAUCACCGAAUUUCACUGCAAAUGAAAUCAAAAAGUAUGGUUUAAAUAAUAUAAAACUGCUGUUAUUAAUCUAUUGGCAAAGUGUAAACUGUACGAAUAUUUUUAAAAAUAAAUGCUAAUUUUGUUUCUUUAAAUGGUUA
This is a messenger RNA of Teleopsis dalmanni, 376 nucleotides long. Its product is annotated as period circadian protein-like. Lineage: Eukaryota; Metazoa; Arthropoda; Insecta; Diptera; Diopsidae. The coding region runs from base 37 to 207 and encodes 56 amino acids. The transcript is spliced from 2 exons. The record is from RefSeq and is a predicted model, not a curated record.